ACUGUUGAUUUUAAAGAAUUAAAAGCUAUAGGAUUUUUUCUUUGUUAACACAUCACACACGAGUUUUGUUAGAGAUGAUAUCAUUUACCGAUGAAAUACAGUAAAAUCUCGAUUUAACGGACUAAUUCGAUAGAAAGGGGUGUCAGUUGUAUAAUACAGUAGACUUUCCAAAUGUGUAUGUUAAAAAUUGACAAAAAUGGGGGUGCUCUGACUAUCAAAGCUGUUGGCGUGAAUUUUUCUCCACUUCCAUACUUUGUCUGAUUUUUCAAGAAAUGAAAAAUUUUGAAUUGUUUUUGAAUAAAAGGAAUAAUAUUAAGCUUCUUAUUUUAUUGUUACUGAUUGCUGGAAUAGAACCAAAUCCUGGUCCCUUACAGAAAACUCCAACAAAGAGAGGAAGAUCAUCUACUCGUCAGAAAUUGCUGACUAAUGAUAUCAAACGAUUGAAACCAGAUUCAAACCUUAUCACUGAAUAUACUGAACCUAGAAGAGCCGAAUCAUCAUAUCAAACAGGGAUUUUAGCCCAGAAGGAGUAUGGAAAUGGAGUAAAAUACGGAUCGAGUUUCAUAGCUGCUUCCUAUGUAAAGUUCUUAGAAGCAGCUGGAGCAAGAGUUGUUCCUAUAUUAGUGAACAAGACACAGGCAUAUUAUGAAGAUCUAUUCAUCUCUCUCAAUGGAGUACAAGGACGAUUUUCGCUAUUUAUCCACACAUUCGGGUAUCUCUCAAUUCCUUUAUCAAUUAUCCAAAGUCCGUUUGAAUUAUUUAUCGUCGUUCGAAAAGUUUUCGAACUAAAAAUGAAGCUUGCAGUAAUUUUAUUUAUCCUCGAUUUUGCAUUUAGUACCUACUCUCAACCAAUUAACCAACGUCCAAUUAUAGGGAUUUUAGCCCAGAAGGAGUAUGGAAAUGGAGUAAAAUACGGAUCGAGUUUCAUAGCUGCUUCCUAUGUAAAGUUCUUAGAAGCAGCUGGAGCAAGAGUUGUUCCUAUAUUAGUGAACAAGACACAGGCAUAUUAUGAAGAUCUAUUCAUCUCUCUCAAUGGUGUACUUUUUCCCGGAGGAUCCGCACGUUUAGCUACGUCCGGUUACGGAAAAGCUGGUAAAAUAAUUUUUGACCUCGCUAUUAAGGCAAAUGAACGGGGUGACUAUUUUCCUCUAUGGGGAACGUGCUUGGGAUUUGAAUUGCUAAGUUAUUUGGCGGUGGAUAAAAAUCUUUUAAAAUGGUGUUCUGUACAGGAUGUUGCAUUGCCAUUAAAUGCAACAAAAGGUAAUUAUGCUUUACAUAUUUCCCGCAAAUAUCCAUUCUAUGCAGUAGCCUGGCAUCCUGAAAAAAACCAAUACGAAUUUGUUUACAAUGCCAAACACCAAAAUAUUCCACACAGUUAUGAAGCUAUAUUAAUUUCACAAUAUUUUGCAAAUUUUUUUGUAAAUGAAACAAGGAAGAAUUUCCAUCAAUUUUCUUCUGUAAAACAAGAGCAAGAAGCACUAAUUUACAAAUAUAAUCCAGUUUAUACAGGACUUCACGGUUCUAGUUAUGAGCAGAAAUAUUUUUUUAAUGCAAAUAUCAUAUUUUCAAUUGCUGUAUACUCGACCAAUAAAAUUUUGCCAUUUGUACCAUCCAAGUAUAGCAAUAAACAUGUCAAUGGAAGGCUAAAAUAA
This is a messenger RNA of Centruroides sculpturatus (bark scorpion), 1652 nucleotides long. RefSeq names its product gamma-glutamyl hydrolase-like. NCBI's taxonomy places the organism in Eukaryota, Metazoa, Arthropoda, Arachnida, Scorpiones, Buthidae. Gene Ontology annotation, biological process: tetrahydrofolylpolyglutamate metabolic process. Gene Ontology annotation, molecular function: gamma-glutamyl-peptidase activity. Bases 273 to 1652 code for a protein of 459 amino acids. Gene Ontology annotation, cellular component: vacuole. The record is from RefSeq and is a predicted model, not a curated record. The transcript has 11 exons.